AUGACUGCUGCUUCUGCUCUUGAAUCUGGUAUUCAAAAUUUGAACAUAUAUAAGAAUGUUGGUGAUAAUGAAUCAGCCGCAAGUCUUAAACAUGGUUAUAUUGAUUCUCCAUUUCAAGGUAAGAAAGAUCAAUUUGAUCAAGUUUUAGAUUAUUUGGAUUCAACUGGUUUCAUUCCUGAAUCAUUAAUUGAAUCUGAAACUAAAUGGUUUUAUGAAUGUUUAGGUAUUGAUGAUGUAUUUUUCGCUAGAUCUUCUCCACAAGAAAUUGCUUCCCAUAUUCAUGCUUUAUAUUCUUGUAAAGUUCAAGCUUAUUCAAGUAUCAAUUUAGAUGGUGAUCAACCUUUAAUUAGCUACAAACGUGAAUCUGAUGAUCAUGCAGUAUUUUUUGAUACUGUGGAUACUGAUCGUUAUCAAAGAAAUCAAUUUGAAUCUACCAUUGAUGAUAAAUACAUUGAUCCAAGUUGUACUGCUGAUAAGAGUCACCGUACUGAAUAUUUCAGUGCUCCAUUGAAUUAUAAAUCAGAUGCUAUUUUACUGGGUGUUUACCAAAAGAACAAGGAAUUGAAAGAACAAUAUGUUAGAUUAUUCUUUGUUUACAAGAAUCAAUAUAAUAUUCAAGAAGAAGUUUCUCCAAAUGAAACUGAUAUCAAUAAGAUUGGUGAUUCUACCUUUUUGAAGAUUGCUUCCGAAAAGACUAAGAGUUUAUACCUGGAAAUCAUUGGUGAUGUUAUUAAGACUACCGGUCCUGUUAUUAGACAUUUCCCACUUGAAGAUACUGAAGAAUACAGAGUUGUUAUUGGUUACAGACAAAAGACUUCUGCUAGAUAUAAUUCUGCUUUAAGUGAUUUAGCUAACUAUUACAAGCUACACACUACUAGAAAAUAUGUUGAACAAUUUGCUAAUGGUGUCACUAUUAUUUCCAUGUAUGUUACUUCCAAGUCGAAAAAAUCUCAAGUUGAUUUGUCAAUUUAUCAAGUUAUUAAGGAAGCUUCUUUAUUAUAUUGUAUUCCUCACAAUUAUUUCCACGAUAGAUUCAUUGAAGGUGAAUUAUCAUUACAAGAAGCCAUUUAUGCUCAAUCCGGUGUUAUUUUUGUUACUCAUUUCUUGAAUCGUCUUGGUCCAGAAUAUUCAAAAUUGAUUUCCUUAUUAGAUCCAUCAAAAUCCGAAGAACAUGCUGAAGUUUUAGGUAGUUUAAAGAGAAGAUUAAGAUCUGAAACUUAUACUCAAGAUUACAUUAAGGAAGUUUUUGAUACUAGAAGAGAUAUUGUCCGUAAAUUAUAUCGUUCAUUUGCUGAUGUCCAUUAUAUUAGAUCUUCCAUGGAAAAGACUUUAAGUUACCAAAGAUUAUCUCAAAUCACUCCAGUUGGCUCCGAAGCUGAAUUUGAACAAUUAUUGAACCGUGAAUGUUCUCAAAAUGAACAUCAUGCUAUUGUUUUAAGAGCCUUGUAUGCUUUCAACAAGUCUAUUUUGAAAACUAACUUCUAUACUUCCACCAAGGUUGCCCUUUCCUUCAGAUUAGAUCCAUCCUUCUUGCCUGCAUCUGAAUACCCAGAACGUCCAUAUGGUAUGUUCUUUGUUGUUGGUUCUGAUUUCAGAGGUUUCCAUAUUAGAUUUAGAGAUAUUGCUCGUGGUGGUAUUAGAAUUGUUAGAUCUAGAUCUCAAGAUGCUUAUAAUGUCAAUGCUCGUAACUUAUUUGAUGAAAACUAUAACUUGGCAAACACUCAACAACGUAAGAAUAAGGAUAUUCCAGAAGGUGGUUCCAAGGGUGUUAUUUUAUUAGAUCCAACUUCUUCUGCUCAAGAUCGUCCACAAGCUUGUUUUGAAAAGUAUAUUGAUGCUUUAAUUGAUUUAUUAUUGAAACAACAUAUUCCUGGUGUCAAGGAUACAUACGUUGACUUGUACAAGAAGCCAGAAAUUUUAUUCCUUGGUCCAGAUGAAGGUACUGCUGGUUAUACCAAUUGGGCUACUUUACAUGCUCGUGAUCGUGGUGCUCCAUGGUGGAAGUCUUUCUUAACUGGUAAGAGUCCAGAAUUGGGUGGUAUUCCUCAUGAUGAAUAUGGUAUGACUACUUUAUCUGUUCGUGCUUAUGUCAAUAAGAUUUAUGAAAAGUUGAAUAUUGAUGAUAGCAAGAUUAGAAAAUUCCAAACUGGUGGUCCAGAUGGUGAUUUAGGAUCUAAUGAAAUUUUACUUUCUAGAGGUGAAAACUAUGUUGGUCUUGUUGAUGGUUCUGGUGUUAUCUGUGAUCCUAAAGGUUUGGAUAAGGAAGAAUUAAUCAGAUUGGCCAAGGAACGUAAGAUGAUUGAACAUUAUGAUAGAUCAAAAUUAUCUCCUCAAGGUUAUGUUGUUUUGGUUGAUGAUAUGGAUGUCACUUUACCUAAUGGACAAGUUGUCACUACUGGUGUUGCAUUCAGAAACACUUUCCACACUAAGUUAAAGGAACAAUAUGGUGCUCAUGGUGUUGAUUUAUUUGUACCAUGUGGUGGUAGACCAGCUGCUAUUGAUACUCACAAUGUUCAUGAUUUCAUUGAUGAAAAGACUGGUAAAUCAAUUAUUCCAUACUUUGUUGAAGGUGCUAACUUAUUCAUUACUCAAUCUGCUAAACUUAUCUUGGAAAAGGCUGGUGGCAUUGUUAUUUUCAAGGAUGCUUCAACCAACAAGGGUGGUGUUACUUCUUCUUCAUUAGAAGUUCUUUCCGCAUUGGCAUUUGAUGAUAAAUCUUUCCUUGAAAACAUGUGUGUUAACUCAGAAACUGGUGCCAAGCCUCAAUUCUAUAAGGAUUAUGUUAAGGAUGUUCAAAAGAUUGUUGUCAAGAAUGCUGAAUCUGAAUUUGAAGCUCUUUGGAAACUUCAUCAAGAUACUGGAAAACCAUUCACUAUUCUUUCUGAUGAAUUAUCUGUUGCUAUCAAUAAGCUUGGUGAUGAAUUGGCUAAUUCCAAAGAACUUUGGGAUGAUGAUGUUGCUUUCAGAAAUGCUGUUUUGUUAGAUUCUUUGCCACCAUUAUUAUUGGAACAAGUUGGUAUUGAAAAUGUUUUGGUUCGUGUUCCAGAAGCUUAUUUAAGAGCUAUUUUUGCUACUUAUUUGGCAUCCAAGUUUGUCUACUCUAGAGGAGUUGACUCUAAUCCAGCUAAGUUUUUGGAAUUUAUUAGUUCUCUUAGAAAAGAAUUUGUUAAAUUGGGUUUACUUAAAUAUUAA
Messenger RNA from Hemisphaericaspora subhashii, 3192 nucleotides. RefSeq names its product glutamate dehydrogenase (NAD(+)) (gene GDH2). Gene Ontology annotation, cellular component: mitochondrion. Bases 1 to 3192 code for a protein of 1063 amino acids. Gene Ontology annotation, molecular function: L-glutamate dehydrogenase (NAD+) activity. The record is from RefSeq and is a predicted model, not a curated record. NCBI's taxonomy places the organism in Eukaryota, Fungi, Ascomycota, Pichiomycetes, Serinales, Debaryomycetaceae. The transcript has a single exon.